UGCCAUUGAAUUGCCUGGGCCAUUGAAAUUUCCGUUUAGAAACGGACACAGCUAAAGCGACCCCUUAAGUCAAUUCAUCUCCGAUAAUCUCAAAAGCUCGCAUUACUUCAUAACAUAUGGUACUUCAAUACCCCAAAUAUUUUUGGAGGCAAAUAAAUAUCUACACAGGCACUCACGCUUUGAGAUGCUCUGUAUCGGAGUUAACUAAGCGCGAAACCCGAGGUCAUAUUCCCCCUUGAAGCUGUUAGCGGACGUGGGCUCUCCAUGGGCUGCGUACAACUGAAUUAUGAAACAUUAUUUUACCAGCCAAGAUAACUUUAAACAUCUAGUUAUCCAGGGCACUCCAUGAACUAUUCAUUCGUUCUAUGCAAUAUAUCGUCACAACAUUGUUCUUCGUAAGCCUCACUGGAACCUGGAGGUGGGGUUAGGCGAACCUCCACUGUGAGGAGGGAGGGAGGACGUAACAGCUUCCUUUCAGCGUAUCAUGUUGCGCGUCUGUCAUCUUGGUCCUCGGAUGCAGAUUGCGUGCGGGGAAAACGGCGGCACAUGACUUGGAGAGUGAAAUCACAAGUGAAUGCGGACAAUUUAUUAUUUUGAACGAGUUGUAACAUUGUCGUUGUGAAGCUGAUCCCAUUUCCAUUUUACCAUAGUUUUAGACCAGGAUUCAUUAAUCGACGGAGAUCUUCCAUGGCUUCCAAAACUCCACGCGUAAUACCGGCACCUGGGAAAGUCCCGGAUGUGCAACGAGACGCGCGCGAAGCCUUCGAGGUUCUCAAAGCGGGCGGCGUCAUUAUCGCGCCCAUAGACACUGGCUACGGCCUCAUGGCCUGUAGCGCAGAGGGCAUAGAGCGGGCGUUUGCAGCUAAGCAGCGCAAGUUUGGUCAUACUGUCGGCGUCAUCGGGACCUAUGAAACCCACGAACAGCUACACAUUCUCCCUCCGGAGAAGUUUGAGAUAACGCGUGUAAUUACCCAGGGCAUGAGCUCUAUGCUCGGUGUUAUCGCACACUACAGAAAGGAUCACCCACGGCUCGCAGCUUGGACCCCUGAGACAUUGGCCCUUACUACGAGAGGAGACACACUUGGCAUCGGCAUCGCGGAAUGUCCCUUUCUGCGAGAGCUGGGAAGACUGAAUGACGAGGAUGGCCAGUUGAUGGUUGGCAGUAGCGCCAACCUAACAGGGCGAGGGGCUAAGUUCCUGAUUGAAGACAUUGAGCCUGAAGUCUUUCAGUCAGCCGAUCUUGUCGUCGACUAUGGGCUGCAGAGAUACCAUAGGUAUCAGCGGUCUGGCACUAUCAUUGAUAUGGAAAACAUGCGAGUACUACGUAUGGGAGCGAACUAUGAGGUCUUCAGGGAGCGAAUCAGAAAAUGGUGGGGAGUAGAGCUGCCAGAGGACCCUGAGAACAAGAUCGAUAGAGUCAAUGGAGUGGGAGUAGGCGUGUCUAUCAACGUCAAGUAAAGGUUACCAUGGAGGUUCCGUAUGAUGAGAUAUCAGGGGCGAAUAUAAGGGAUAUGACUGAAAGACCUAGAACUAUAGGAUUUGUAGUUAACAACUUGCUGUACACAGACACAUACACCUUAGAUAAUAAGCUUUCUUGUUCUCUCACCUAGAUAGGAUGCAUGUGGGGUGAGCAAUAAUCUGAUGUCGACCCAAGAACUCGGGAAUGCAAGGUUCAAUUGGCCCUUACUGAACUGUACAUAUAACGGUUAUUGAAGGCUUUUCUACUGUUAGGAGCAAGCUGUGCCACCUCUUCAAUUGACUAAUCAGUACUUGCGAU
Molecule: messenger RNA, 1777 nt
Organism: Xylaria bambusicola
Lineage: Eukaryota; Fungi; Ascomycota; Sordariomycetes; Xylariales; Xylariaceae
Product: DHBP synthase RibB-like alpha/beta domain-containing protein
Exons: 1
Coding region: 688-1458 (256 amino acids)
Biological process (GO): regulation of translational fidelity
Cellular component (GO): cytoplasm
Molecular function (GO): nucleotidyltransferase activity; double-stranded RNA binding; tRNA binding
Source: RefSeq, a predicted model, not a curated record